AUGAAUAUCUUAAUUAAUGAUAAUAUUCACGAAAUUAAGAAUAUUUAUGAGCAUGAUAGUGAAAAUGACUUAAUUAAUAAGAACUAUAACAUUGUUGGUAUUAAUAAGAGAAGAAAAACGGCAUGUGAAAGGGAAGCUAUUUUUAACAGAUUAAUAUUAAAUAAUCCAAGUAUAAUUAGUAUCGAUAAGACAUUGCUACCUGGGACUUGCGUAUAUUGUAAUAUAUGCCAAGUAAGAAUAAUAUUGAAUCCGGCAUACUAUCUGAAUAAUUGGAGAACGCAUAUGAAUGGCAAAUUGCAUAAAGCAUUAUCAAAAGCAGUUGGAAGUCCACAAUUUUUGGAUGAAAUAGAUUUUUGUUUAGAAAAAGAAGAAGAUUCAUACUUUGAUUCAUUAAAUAUAUUGGGUUACGACAGUAAUAAUAUAGAUAAUUUUGUAGGUAAUAGUGGUAAUACCAAUUCAAUUAAUAAUAUUCACUAUACUCACAAUCAUCAUAAUAAUCCAAAUGAAAAUAUGAACACUGCUAAUUGUAUGGAAAAUUAUGAUUUAAUGAUAAAAAAUGCAAGAAUGUUAUCAUGUAUAAGUAAUUCAAUAAAAGACAAUAAUGAAAAUAUGAUUAACAAUGGAAGUGACAAUAAUAAUAUACAAUGUGAAAUGAAUCAUUAUGAUAAUAAAGUUAUGGAAAUAUUUGAAGAAGAAAAUGACAGUAAAAGUAAUGUUAAUGGUUUAAAUAUUGAGGAAUUAAACAACAGGAAUCUGGCAAGUAAUAAUAUUGAUACUCUGGAGAGUGAAUUUGAAAUGAAAAAUCAUGCAGAAGAAAAUAAUAGCCAGAUUCAAAAGCAAGAGUAUGUAAUACAUCCAUUAAUAACAAAUUUAGGAAUGGAAAAGAAUAAAGUAAUUCCAGAAAUCAGCUUUAUUAUGGGGGACAACUUAUAUAAUAAUGUAUUAUAUUCACAAAAUUGUGAAAUUGGUAAUAACAAUAAUGAAAAUAAUAAUAGAAUAUUAGAUAGAGAUGAGAUUUUAUCUGAUAAGGAAAAGUUAUUAAAUGAUAAUUAUUUACAAGUUUGUCAAAGUGACAUUAAUAAUAAUAGUAAUAUUAAUUACAAUGAGAAUAAUAUAAAUUUAGAUAAAGAUGAUCAUUUAAAUAGUCUGGUUAAAUAUUACAAUUCUAAUCAAAAUAACAAUUUUUAUGAUAAAAAUAGAAUAGGGAAACUACAAGAUAAUUUAUUAAUAGAACAAGUAAAUGAUAGUAAAUUUCAGAACAAUAUAGUUGAUAGUCAAAACAAUAAUAAUGAAGCCAAUAAUUCCUAUUUAAUAUUAGGAAUACCUGUAAUAUCUCCAUUAGUAAGAAUGAAUUUUGAACAAAUCGGAACAUUCUAUUGCCCAGGAAUAAAUAAAGUAAGAUAUUGGGCAAUGUGCUUCAUAGGCUCAGAAAGAUCAUCAGAGCCUGAAAGUGAUUUAAAUAAUUAUAAUGACACAAGAAGAGUGUUUUAUAAACAGUCUAUAAUAACAAAAGUAAGCCCAAAUCACGAACCAGAACACCAAGGAGUGGUUCAUCAUCCAAAUUGUUUGGAAAUCGUAUCAAAACCCAAUGAACCAUGUGAGAGAUGCAGCCUAUACAUUAACAAUAGACAAUUAGCGCGCGUCAUUAGUAAAAGAGCUACAAGACUACAAGAAAUGUGGGACAGGGUAGUAGCAGGCGAAAGCAUAAUAAAUGGCGGUAAGAUCCCACAGUCCAUUAUUUCUGCAUAUAACCACAGGAUAGACCAUUGGUCCAGAUGCAAUGAUCCUCUGGAAGCCAUUACACGAGCUCUUGCUGGUUGUAGACAAAGAGACUACACCAAUUUCUUUUGGAAAAUACGUGAGAACUUAUUAAAAAAUUCCAGAUUAAUUAGAAAUCAGAUAUAA
This is a messenger RNA of Cryptosporidium ubiquitum, 1905 nucleotides long. RefSeq lists its product as uncharacterized. The record is from RefSeq and is a predicted model, not a curated record. The transcript has a single exon. The coding region runs from base 1 to 1905 and encodes 634 amino acids. NCBI's taxonomy places the organism in Eukaryota, Apicomplexa, Conoidasida, Eucoccidiorida, Cryptosporidiidae.